Molecule: messenger RNA, 5936 nt
Organism: Papilio machaon (common yellow swallowtail)
Lineage: Eukaryota; Metazoa; Arthropoda; Insecta; Lepidoptera; Papilionidae
Product: serine/arginine repetitive matrix protein 2
Exons: 11
Coding region: 222-5936 (1904 amino acids)
Molecular function (GO): protein binding
Source: RefSeq, a predicted model, not a curated record
AACGAAGAGUGCCAGGCUAGAAAUAAAAAACAGAAAAAAUCAAAAACGAAUUACGAACGACGCCAUUGUUGUUUUGUUCGUUUGCUAUACAAUCGAGUUAUCAAUUUUUUAUCGUUUAAGUGUUUAAAACAUUGCGUUUAAAACGUUGAAUUGAAUCAUCGGAGGUUAAUAAAUCAUGUUUUGAUUAUAUUUUUGUUUGAAACUGAAGCUGUAAAAACGGCAUGUCCGGGGGCCAUCUGGCCGUGCUGGACCGCGCGGGGCGUGAGGUGAAGCAGUACGCGCUGCCCACCGGCCUGGCGACUCUUGGCAGCAGCUCUUCAUGCGAUAUACGCUUCAUGCUGCCCACAGUGGAGCCGCACCACGCCACUGUUGUUGUGCAUGAUAAGCAGACGGUGGUGCACAACGUGGGCGGCGGGGAGACGCUGGUGAACGGCGUGGCGGUGAGCGUGGCCCCGCUGGCGCACGGCGACGUGCUGGCUGUGGGCGGCCGCGAGCUGCGCUGGCGGUACGAGCGCCCGCACACAACUAGACGCACUACACUCACACCAGUAGUGACGCGCAUGAGCGGAGUGCGGGCGCGUGCGGCGGCGCGGCGCUCGCUGGCCCCGACCCCGCCCGCACAUGCGCCGCGCUCCCCGCACAGGCACUCCACACCAGCGAGCGAGCGCCAGGUGGCGGUGGUGCAGCCGCAGCGCCGCGACGCCGCCGACAACAUCGUGGUUUCCGUCGUCACCAACGUCAGACGUCGCGGCACGAUAAAGAGCGACCGGGACACGAGCUCGUCCAACAUAUCAGAAGAAACGAAAAGUAGAUCCAAAGCGCCGAGAACUCCACAAAUGAAUCUACAGAACACGACGAAGGCAUCGAUGUGGAUCGAGUCGAGGAAGUCUAGUCCCAGGAAACAUGCGAGAGAGAGCCCGGCGCCGGCGCAGCGCAGACCGCGCUCAGCCAAGAAGAGCACGCCGCUGCGCCUGGCCGUGCUGCGCCGCGCACAGAGCGCACACAGCGCACACAGCGCACGUCGCGUCACCAAGAUACAAGCCCCUCUCACUGUAGAUCACACAAAACAAGCGGCCAUAAUGCUGAUGACGGGACAUACGCCCAAAAAGCGGGUCAACCCCAAGGCGAGCACCACGAGAACGCCGAGCGUGCUAGUGAAGAGACCCGGGGCGACCCCGGCGCGCCGCCCCGCGCGCAGCCCCCAGCUCGCCGGCACCAACACCUCCGCCCAAGUGAUACGUACAUCUGACGUAAAGAACGCGACGCCACAGAUAGUUGUGACCGAAAGCGAUAUUUCUACGUACUCGGUGCCGGACACCUCGCUACGUUCUCCGCCGCUGCCGAAUCCAAAAAAAUCAGCUCUCAAGAAUUCCUCCGUCAACAGGAGUUCAAGAAAAGUUGAAUCCAUUAAAUUUGAUCUAAGCAACCUCGAGGACGAGGCCUCCGACUCCAUGGACAUGUCGACCGCGAGCGAGGCCGGCGAGUGCGGCGCAGACCUCCUCGCCCUGCGCUACUCCGACAGCUCCCCGGACUCUCCCUCCCCUUCCCCCUCCCCCCGCCGCCACCAGCACUCGCGCAGCGGCAGGAUACUGGAGAACACCCUCGGCACCACCUUCACCCGCCAGGCGUCGCAUGGAGCCUCCUCUCCGCCGCCGCAGCCGCCGCAGCCCUCGCCCAACCGCAGCAAGUCCACGCGGGGCGGCUUGAUGGUCCACAAAGUUUUGCAAACGCCGGAUAAAUCGUGCUCCUAUCGAACCACGGGCUCCUCCCUGGCCGACCUCAGCUGGGACACCACCGCGCCCUCGAGCCGCAACACGAGAACUAUCAGUCCGCGUAAUUCCUCUAAGGUGGAUAACAAAAUGGAAUCCUACUCGGUGAUAGAUUUAGUAUCGAUGGACUCGAGUGAUCCUCGCUCCGUGUACAGCUCCGCGUCCGACGCGACCACCUCCAAGUUGACGACGCCGCAGAGGAGCGCGCGAAGCAGCUUGCGGUCGCCGGUCGCGCCGCGCCUGCUGGCCGCCAGCACGCCGGCCGCACCGCCCGCGCCGCGCCCUCAGUGCCCCCGCAGCGCCGCCGUCUCGCGCACCUCCCGCACCUCCCGCACCUCCCGCAACUCCUCCUGUCUCAUCAUAUCCAGACGGUCCAAGUCCGCGGCCGACUUCCCUCUUGACAUCCCGCACGAUGCUACAUAUGAUAUCAGCGGGCGAGGGCGGACUCGAACUCCGCUAGAUAUAGAGAACAUUCCAGAUAUUACGCUUAAUAGUACUAGAAAUACGCGCCACAUGAAUACCUCGCCCGGUCACGGAACUGAGAGCGUCACUCGUGACAAGGACACGACGAAAUUCUCUUCGCCAAAUAAUACGGGAGACACUUACAAUAUUUCCGGUAAAUCGAGAAGGUCAAAGUCUUUUUCGACAUUAAAGAACUCCUCAGGAAAUGUUACAUCGAACGUCACGAGGGAUUCUACAAUAUCGAAGUCGAGUCGCAGUCGCGGUGACGACGACGACUCGUCUCCUGUCAGUGUUGCGAGUUCAUCUCAUCGGCCCUCGAGGUCCUCGAAUCAGGCGGGGGCGCCAACCUCGCCGCCCAACGGGAUGUCCACCCCUGAAAACCACAACAGCCCCGAAGAAGUCUCCACUCCGGUGCUGAACAUACAGAGCUUAUUAAAUUCCAGUAGGAACGUACCGAGAUCGCGACCCGCGGUCAGGAAAACUAUAGGCGGUCGAGUGUCUGCUCUCCGCAAGCGAACUGGCCUCAACUCCAAAUCGUUUACAUUCGGCACGAAGUCCGCCUCGCGAUCUAGAAACGAUCUUCAGGACGACGGGGACAUGACACCAAAGAAAACGGUUAAACUCGUCUACGAGGCCGUGAAAAACAAACAUUCGACCGCCAAGAGGCCGAAAUCGAUAAGGUCCGUCAUAGACGACCUGAACGAUUCCGAUAUCGUUAAACAACUUUUCAAUAGUCCGGUGAAGAGAAAGCUCUCCCAGAGUAUGAUCGAAUUUUCUAAGAAACAACUGAUGGGCGACGAAACCACUCCGCCGAAAAAGGCGACACGAAACACGAUCGCUAUGACCGGCAUCACGAGUCACGAUUCGUCGAUGGAGCGAACGCCGGCCAUCACCCCGGAAGUGUUCGUGAGCCCUCUGACCACCACCGGCGGCGACCGGCGCAACGUCAGCUUGAAGUUGCGGCGAUGGAGGCAGGGGACGGCCGACGCGAGCGCCAGAACGACGCUCAGGAAAUCCGUUAAAAACGAUUUGACCAAGGUUUCCGGAAUUAAAUCUCUCUUUGCGAGGACGCCGAGAAAUCGUUUGUCUGACGUCAGAAUUAAAGAAUUGUUCGCGGCCUCGCCCGAAAACGAUCUGAGAAGGGUUCCGAAACUCAGGUUACUUUUCCAAGAGUCGCCCGAGAACGACUUGCGAGAAGUUUCGGGGGUGAGAGAUCUGUACAGAAGGAGAAGCCCCGCCAACGACCUGCGCGACGUAUCCGGCGUCAGAGCGACGCUGCGGCGGCACUCUCCGAGGAACGAGCUCGACGAUGUGAGCGGAGUCGAGGAGCUGUUCAGCGAGCGGCUGGACGCGGACGCGGACGCAGACGCAGAGACCUCCUUCGACCUGCUGAUGGGCAAGCCGGCGGUGAGAGCGUACCCGAGGGCGAAAAGCUUAGCAACGAAGCUAAUCCAAAAACCGAAAUCGCGUAAGGCGCAAUCUUUGCUAAAUUCUUUCACUUUAAUAAACGAUAACGUGGAGGACUGGUUAGAGAACGAAUUGAAGAAGCGCACGCGCAAAGAAUCUCCGAGAGACGCGCCCGCCAGGGGAGAUACUUCCGCAGGGAACGCAAAUACGGGCGCGGGGCCGACGCCGAAGAGCGACUUGAACAAAUCUAAAAGCAAGUCGAACUUGUCGAGGGAACUGCUCAAGCUGGCCACGGACACGGUGGAGGGCGGGACUCCCGUGCUCGCGAGGCGCGCCAGGAGUACUACACAAGCUAAAACCUCUCUCGAACUGAAAAAGUCCGCAUCGGAAAUUUACGGAGCGCACAUGUUGCCUAUCAAGAAGAGAUCCGUGGUGGAGACGUCUCGCAGCCGGAGCAGCGGACACGGCAGCGGACACGGCAGCGGACACGGCAGCGGACACGGCAGCGGACACAAGAGCUCGCUGCCGAUCAAGAAGCGCGCGGUGCAGCACUCGACACCGGUGCGGCGCGCGCCCGCCAGACUCUCCGCACACCACGCCCUCGCCCUCGUCUCGCCCAUAGCGCCCAUAGCGCCCAUAGCGCCCAUAGCGCCCAUAGCGCCCAUAGCGCCCCAACAGGACAACCUCAGCGCUAACAUCACAUCGACAGAGAUUCCCAAUGAAAGGAUAAAACAUAAAACGUUACAAACCAGAAAAGCUAAUGUCAGUUCUGCCGCUGGUGAUAAUAAAAAUUUAGCCAUGUCUAAAAAGCUCUCUCCUAAACAACAGGAAAAGAUUACUAGUCCUAUGCAAAUGAGAAAUACAAGAAACCGUAAAACCAAUCACAACAUGGAACAGAAUAACGUGAAAAAACGAAGAACGUCUAUCGUAGUAACGAAGAAACCGCCCGGUCUGAGUCCGAAACCGGUCGCUAAUCAAAAUACGGAGCCGGAAGCUAGGACAAGUAGACGACGAAAACUAGAUCAAGUUGUUCAGGAAAAUUUGACCACAAAAGCUGCUGAGAAAACGAGAGGGAAGAGGAUUCGCGCGGUUAACGAAGCGAACUACGAUACAGUGAACGGGAACAAAGGACGUAAAGCUUCAAAUACAUCCAAAGUAAGUCCGCCAAAAACUAGAACAACACGUAAACGAAAAGCAUCCGCGGAGAAAAUAUUAACACCUAAGAAAAUUACCAGAAGUAAAGUCCUAAAACAUACUGUUGUUGUUACAAAACCGUCACCCAAUUUGAAAACUAGAACUGCGAAGCAAACUAAAGUAAAUGUAAGUAGUGAGAGGUCACCGGUUAAAAACUUACGAAGGACUCGAAAAAUAAACGCAAUUACAUCAGAGCCUCCUGUGGAGAUUGUGAACAAGCGCGGAAGAGGCAAGGUGGCUGCGCUUUCUGUCAAACAAAUAGAAAAUAAGAAAACGAAAGCUAAUGAUAAAUCGUACAAUGAGGACCUGGAUACAGAAAUCAAGCCAAGAAGAGGAAGGAAAACUAUUGCUCAGAAAAAUGUGCAAGAUGAAAGUAAACCUACUCUAGUACAAAAACGAGCGAUUCCAAAUACCGUGAAGUUAGUUGAAGUAAAGAAAAAGACUAGAGGCAAGGCGGCGGUGCCGCAAGAAACGAUCGAACCACCUAAAAGACGAGCUGCAAACAAGGGUAAUACAGAAAGUGUUAGCGUUAGAGGAAAAAAGAGGAAAACGGCUAACGAACAAUCCCCAUCUAAAGCAGUAGUGGCCAACAGCACAAAAGAUAGGAACGAGGAAUCCGUUAAGAGUGGCCGGCGCGUUGCUAAAGGAAGACAGGCGCAGACGCAGAAUGCCGCUGGAACCGUUGACAAGAGCCAAGCUACUGUCAAAAAAAGAGGCAGAACUACAAACAAAGGGAAAGAAGCUUCUCCAGAGAAAGCCGGAGAGGUCAAAGUAGCUCGUCGCAGAAACACUGCGCGACAAAACGUCAGUGGAGAGACAGCGGCGAACAACACCACUAACAGGAGGUCUAAAGCGGCCGCCAAACAGAAACUACUCACUACUGCUGCUAAAAAUGACAAGUCCCGCGUCACACAGAAAACUAAGGCAGCGGCAGAACCUCGCGCGUUGUCCGCACGCAAGAGGAAGUCCGACACAGACCCAGCACCAGCACCAGCUAAAGCGGGCCCGCCGGCGCCCAAGACACGACGUGCGGCCGCGGCUAGUGCUCGCAACACACGCAGCACACGCAGCGCACCUCCAGGUCAGUUACAGGACAAUAUUUGA